UGCCUCCUCGGAGGCGGUAAAAUGUGCUGCGAGAAGUGGAGCCACGUUGCCGAAAUGUUUCUCUUCAUUGAAGACCUGGAGGAGGAUUGUAAGAUCCUUUGCCUCUGCUCCAGGGCAUUUGUAGAAGAUCGAAAACUAUGCAAUUUGGGAUUAAAAGGCUACUAUGUUAAAGGCAAUGGCAAUAAUUCAGGAGACCAAGCUACAGAAGAGGAGGAAGGUGAUAAUUCCCAUGGCAAUAAAGAAUCAUGUGAUAGCAAAGGCAUAGGCCUAAAUGAAAGUGAACUUGAUUCUGAGGCUGAACUCAUGAGAAGUAUGGGACUGCCACUUCAGUUUGGUGGGCUCUCUGCACAUAAGAAUUUUGAGGUGUCUAUGAAUACUAGAAAUAAGGUUAAAAUAAAAAAGAAAAAGAAAAAACAUCAAAAGAAGUACUUAGAUGAGAUUAUGAGAGAAGUUUGGAGACAAGAAUAUGAAGAAGAUGACAUUUGGGCCUCAGAUGAUCCAUCUUCAGUUGAACAAUCUGAGAACAUCAGAACAUGUAAACGUAAAUCCAUGAAAGACAUUGAAACUAAAAACCUUUCUGUUGAAAAUACAUUAUCUCCAAAGCUAGAAAUUACGGAGAAAUGGGAAAAGUACUGGAAUGAAUAUGGUGGAGGACUAUUAUGGCAAAGCUGGCAAGAAAAACAUUCAGAUCAAACACUAUGUUCUGAACCUUGGAACGUUCCUGAUACCAAAGAAGAAUGGGAACAACAUUAUAGUCAACUUUAUUGGUAUUAUUUGGAACAAUUUCAAUAUUGGGAAGCUCAGGGUUGGAUAUUUGAUGCCUCGCAAAGCUGUGAAACGAGUAUGUGUGGGUCUAAAACAGAGGUUAACAGCGAAAAAGAUGACAAUUGCAUGAAAGCAGACUUACUUUCUUUUCCAUCUUCAUCAAUUGGUAGUAAAAGCUCUAGUUCAAGUGAUAAAGAACUACUUGAAGGUAUUACUAAUAUAAGUCUGAAUUCAGGGAAAGUAGGAGAGAGCCAAUUAGAGUCGUCUGUAAGUUCUGAUGGACAUCAGUGGCUAAGUGAAGUUAAAAGCAGAAGAGAAUGUCCUGCUUCUGGCCAAAGCGAACCUUGUAAUGGAGGAACCAAGGAAAGCAACUUGUCCGGGAACAGAAGUGCAAACCAACCAGCUCAGGAUCCACAGAAGUCUUCAGAAGCAAACACAAUCAAAGAAGGACCACAUCCCAGCAAGACUGAUGGAGAUGAGAGUGAGGAAGAUCCGCCUGAAUGUAAGCCAAGCAAACUCAAGAGGAGCCAUGAACUGGACAUCGAUGAAAACCCAGAUUCAGACCUUGAUGACAGCGGUUCCCUUCUAGGAUUCAAGCAUGGCUCGGGACAAAAAUAUGGUGGAAUUUCACAAUUCAGUCAUAGACGUGUCAGGUAUCUACAGAAAAAUGUGAAGUAUCAGUCAAAGUUCUUGGACAUGAGAAGACAAAUAAAUUUGAAAAAUAAACAUAUUUUCUUUUCUGAAGACACAGAAAAAACAUGUUUCAAGAAAAGCAAAACUUUGAGUAAGGUAGAAAAAUUUUUAAAAUGGGUUAAUGAACCAGUGGAUGAGGAAACAUCACAGGAGUCAAUUUCCCAUGAUGAUGUGCAAGGCACUUGCACAAGCAGUGAUUCAGAAGAACAGGAAAUGUCUGUUACCAGAGGGGAAAAGCCAGUGGAGGUGAGCAAUUCAGAACCUGAAGAGAGUCAUGCCAUAUCUUCAUCUGGUGAACUUGAAACAGAAAAAAGUGAAGGGGACAGAACCGUAGCAGCUAUCACAGAUAAGGAGGAUGGUAAUGCUCAGGAUAUACCAGACUCUCUUCAGACAGAAACUGAAGCUGAAAUUAAAAAGAAGAAGAAGAAGAAGAAAAACAAGAACAGGAAAGUAAUUGGUCUGCCUCCUGAGAUAGCUGCUAUUCCUGAUCUGGCAAAAUACUGGGCUCAGAGGUACAGGCUCUUCUCCCGUUUUGAUGAUGGGAUUAAAUUGGACAGAGAGGGCUGGUUUUCAGUUACACCUGAGAAGAUUGCUGAACACAUUGCUGGCCGGGUCAGUGAGUCCUUCAAGUGCGACAUUGUUGUGGAUGCAUUUUGCGGAGUUGGAGGAAAUACUAUUCAGUUUGCCUUAACUGGAAAGAGAGUGAUUGCCAUUGAUAUUGAUCCUGUUAAGAUUGAUCUUGCUCGCAAUAAUGCUGAAGUUUAUGGGAUAGCAGACAAGGUAGAAUUCAUCUGUGGAGAUUUCCUGCUGCUGGCUCCUCAGUUAAAGGCCGAUGUUGUGUUCCUCAGCCCCCCUUGGGGAGGGCCAGACUACGCUACUGCAGAGACCUUUGACAUUAGCACAAUGAUGUCUCCUGAUGGCUUUGAAAUUUUCAGACUUUCUCAGAAGAUCACUAAUAAUAUUGUUUUUUUUCUUCCAAGAAAUGCUGAUACUGACCAGGUGGCAUCCUUAGCUGGGCCUGGAGGGCAAGUGGAAAUAGAACAAAACUUUCUUAAUAAUAAGUUGAAGACAAUCACCGCGUAUUUUGGGAACCUGAUUCGAAGACCAGUCUCUGAAUCAUAACUGAGAUGGUACAAGGACAGAAAGAUCAUGUGGUAGUUAGAACAUUAUUCAUAUGAGAUGCUUGACAUUUCUUUCUGUAUUCACUGAUUUAUUGUACCUGUAGUCUUAUAUCACCAUAUAAAAUGGAAACUUACAGAUUAGUGAAUAUUAAUGAAAUACUUAAGAGAUCUUUAAAUAAUAAUAACUAUGUAUAUUAUGCAUUAGAAUAGUAAGUGUCUGAUAUGGAAAAGGUAGGCUUUUUCCUCUGCUUAA
Molossus molossus (Pallas's mastiff bat) is the source of this 2832-nucleotide messenger RNA. RefSeq names its product trimethylguanosine synthase 1 (gene TGS1). The transcript is spliced from 13 exons. NCBI's taxonomy places the organism in Eukaryota, Metazoa, Chordata, Mammalia, Chiroptera, Molossidae. Gene Ontology annotation, molecular function: RNA cap trimethylguanosine synthase activity. Gene Ontology annotation, cellular component: nucleus. The record is from RefSeq and is a predicted model, not a curated record. Gene Ontology annotation, biological process: 7-methylguanosine RNA capping; 7-methylguanosine cap hypermethylation. The coding region runs from base 22 to 2580 and encodes 852 amino acids.